Molecule: messenger RNA, 474 nt
Organism: Cooperia oncophora
Lineage: Eukaryota; Metazoa; Nematoda; Chromadorea; Rhabditida; Trichostrongylidae
Source: the annotation of a GenBank genome assembly
AUGGUUGCUACUUUUGGGAUCCCUUAUGACGCCAAAGCAGAUCCUCUUCAAGAGAUGCGAGCAUUCAAAGCUGCAAUGGCAGACGCCAAGUCCAAUCCGGACUGGCGUACAGCUCGUCAAAUCGAGCGCCAUCGCUGGAAUCCGUACUCGUUCGAAGGAGGGUCUACGUGUGCUCUAGCUGGAGAGAAUUUCGCCAUAGUAGCAAGUGACACUCGUAUGUCUCAGAUGGAGGUCAACAUCAUUACGAGAGAUGCCGAGAAAGUGCAUGUUCUGCGUUUCUUCCCUUACUAUACGGGUGCCAUUUUGGCUGGAAUAGAUGAGAACGGCAAAGGGGCGGUGUUCAGCUACGAUCCUAUCGGGUGCGUAGAACGCAUUGCUUACUCGGCAAGUGGUGCAGCUGAACCAAUGAUGAUAGAUUCCUUUUUGGAUUGCCAGGCUUGGAUUUUCUGUCUUAAUUUCGCUGGGUUACGCUAA